Molecule: messenger RNA, 1035 nt
Organism: Ostertagia ostertagi
Lineage: Eukaryota; Metazoa; Nematoda; Chromadorea; Rhabditida; Trichostrongylidae
Source: the annotation of a GenBank genome assembly
AUGUAUUUUCGUUUAGGUGCCACAAUGGCAGCGCUUGGUACCCGAAUGGACAGGAAAAAGAAAAUGAAAGGAAAGAAAAAGGUGAAAAAUCUAUUGGAGAAGAAGGCUAAAGGCUUGAAGUUGAAUCAAGUCGACAGGAGACGACUGUUGAAGCUUGAGGAGAAGAUGAAGUUUAAAAGUGAACUUAACGAAAGUGUGAAGGCUGAAAUGAGCAAGCUACGACUAUCAGAAAAAGAAGACGUGGACGACACCAUUAAUGUUGACCCUUCAUCACCGAGUGCACCCUCAAAAAAGCCAAAGGAUAAAAGGGUAUCAUUCAGCGGAAAUAUGGAACGGGUCAAGGUGUUCGAUAAGAACGUGAAAGAUCUUGAAAUCAAACCGUCAUCAGCGUCUCCAGGGAAGGGCAUACUGCGAGUCAAGCCGAAAAAAGCCGCGCUCAAAAAGAAGAAGAAGGUGAAAGUUCCCGAGAAUGGCGAAACUCCUAUAGCUACUGCAGCAACAGUUGAUCACAAUGAAGAGAAAGAAAAUGUUCAAGAAAAUACUAGUGCUGCAAAGAACACUUUCAAACCUAAGAAGAAGAUUACGAUACAGGUAACAAAGAAAGUAAAAGAACAGUUGCUUACUAUGGAUAGGAAGCAAAGAAAGGCGUUUCUCAGAGAACUCAAGUCUCAAAAAAAUCCUAACCAUGAUCGUGCAAUGGAGUGCAAGUUGUUGUGGGAGAAAAUCAGAAGUAGAAAGACUCUUAAGCAGGAGAGGGAUGAAUGUGGUUACGCUCCAAAACUUAUUUAUACUCACGAUAUUUCUCGAGUUUUUGAAUGCCUUCUGGCUUUGAAAAGGCCUGGUAUUACAUCAGCACUUUUCGAAGAACUUACACCUGAACUCGUGAGAAUGACUAAGAAUAAGUACGCUCACUUCUUCGUGCUGCGCAUGUUGAAAUAUGGAACCAAAGAGCAAAGGAAUAUGAUCAUUAGCUCAUUCCGAGGUCAUGCCGUGUCGCUCAUGCGAAUUGUAUACGCAGCUGAAGUAAGUCACUAG